GGGACCCAGACCCCUCCCCGGCCCCGCCUCCGACGCCUGCCGCUCCGGCGCCGACUCCCCCUAUAUAAAUCGGCCAUUUGCGUCGCUCCGCCCCGCAGCGCCGGAGUCAAAGCCGGUUCCCGGCCCAGUCCCGUCCCGCAGCAGCCUGCCUCCUCUUUCCUUUCAACAUGACAGAUGCCGCUGUGUCCUUCGCCAAGGACUUCCUGGCAGGUGGAGUGGCCGCAGCCAUCUCCAAGACGGCGGUAGCGCCCAUCGAGCGGGUCAAGCUGCUGCUGCAGGUGCAGCAUGCCAGCAAGCAGAUCACUGCAGAUAAGCAAUACAAAGGCAUUAUAGACUGCGUGGUCCGUAUUCCCAAGGAGCAGGGAGUUCUGUCCUUCUGGCGCGGUAACCUGGCCAAUGUCAUCAGAUACUUCCCCACCCAGGCUCUUAACUUCGCCUUCAAAGAUAAAUACAAGCAAAUCUUCCUGGGUGGUGUGGACAAGAGAACCCAGUUUUGGCGCUACUUUGCAGGGAAUCUGGCGUCAGGUGGUGCCGCAGGGGCCACAUCCCUGUGUUUUGUGUAUCCUCUUGAUUUUGCCCGUACCCGUCUAGCAGCUGAUGUGGGUAAAGCUGGAGCUGAAAGGGAAUUCCGAGGCCUCGGUGACUGCCUGGUUAAGAUCUACAAAUCUGAUGGGAUUAAGGGCCUGUACCAAGGCUUUAACGUGUCUGUGCAGGGUAUUAUUAUCUACCGAGCCGCCUACUUCGGUAUCUAUGACACUGCAAAGGGAAUGCUUCCGGAUCCCAAGAACACUCACAUCGUCAUCAGCUGGAUGAUCGCACAGACUGUCACUGCUGUUGCUGGGUUGACUUCCUAUCCAUUUGACACCGUUCGCCGCCGCAUGAUGAUGCAGUCAGGGCGCAAAGGAACUGACAUCAUGUACACAGGCACGCUUGACUGCUGGAGGAAGAUUGCUCGUGAUGAAGGAGGCAAAGCUUUUUUCAAGGGUGCAUGGUCCAAUGUUCUCAGAGGCAUGGGUGGUGCUUUUGUGCUUGUCUUGUAUGAUGAAAUCAAGAAGUACACAUAAGUUAUUUCCUAGGAUUUUCCCCCCUGUGAACAGGCAUGUUGUAUUAUAUAACAUAUCUUGAGCAUUCUUGACAGACUCCUGACUGUCAGUUUCUCAGUGGCAACUAUUUACUGGUUGAAAAUGGGAAGCAAUAAUAUUCAUCUGACCAGUUUUCUCUUAAAGCCAUUUCCAUGAUGACGAUGAUGGGACUCAAUUGUAUUUUUUAUUUCAGUCACUCCUGAUAAAUAACAAAUUUGGAGAAAUAAAAAUAUCUAAAAUAAA
This is a messenger RNA of Symphalangus syndactylus (siamang), 1325 nucleotides long. RefSeq names its product solute carrier family 25 member 5 (gene SLC25A5). Lineage: Eukaryota; Metazoa; Chordata; Mammalia; Primates; Hylobatidae. Gene Ontology annotation, cellular component: mitochondrial inner membrane. Gene Ontology annotation, molecular function: ATP:ADP antiporter activity. The record is from RefSeq and is a predicted model, not a curated record. Gene Ontology annotation, biological process: mitochondrial ADP transmembrane transport; mitochondrial ATP transmembrane transport; negative regulation of mitochondrial outer membrane permeabilization involved in apoptotic signaling pathway.